Messenger RNA from Patiria miniata (bat star), 7244 nucleotides. Its product is annotated as deleted in malignant brain tumors 1 protein-like. Gene Ontology annotation, molecular function: ubiquitin-protein transferase activity; metal ion binding. The record is from RefSeq and is a predicted model, not a curated record. Lineage: Eukaryota; Metazoa; Echinodermata; Asteroidea; Valvatida; Asterinidae. Gene Ontology annotation, cellular component: membrane. Gene Ontology annotation, biological process: protein ubiquitination.
GUCUAUCAGAAACUUUGCGGAAUCAUUCUUCAUUUCUUCACAAGAACUUCAUCGAACAACGCAGGCUUACUGUAACGAGGGGUAAAUAAUUAUGGCACUGAAUAGCAACUUUGUGGUGGUGUUGGUGUUUUCGGUGUUGUACCAGCUGUGCUUCGCCCAUCCCAUCAGCGAAGAAGAUCCUCCAAUCAGCGAGACAGCCAAACUGCUUACGAUUGGUGCCAGGGUGGUACGUGGACCAGAUUGGAAAUGGGGAGAUCAGGACGGUAAUCCGCCUGGGGAGGGUAGUGUCGACGGCCCAUACAGUACUCCCGGUUGGUACUGGGUACAAUGGGACGCGGGGAAAAGACACACUUACCGAAUAGGAGCAGAGGGAAAGUACGACCUGAAGCUUGUUGACGCUGCGUCUCUAGACGGAUCAGUUCGGUUGGCAAAUGGCGAUGACGAACUCAGCGGUCAGGUGGAAAUCAAUCACGACGGGACCUGGGGAACAGUCUGUGACGUCAACUGGGACAUCCAGGAUGCCAUGGUCGUCUGUCGUCAGCUCGGCAACUUCUUAGAAGCAGUGGAGAUCAAGACGGGAUCGUUCUACGGAGAGAGCGAGCGACCGAUCGUGAUGAACCGUGUGGCGUGUCGAGGGACGGAGAGUCGGUUGGCUGACUGCCCGUUUGUCUGUACCAGCUCUCGUCCCUGUAAUACCUCACAAGUGGCCGGGGUGGUUUGCCGACUACCAAAACUCAAUACGGUUCGGUUGGUUGGAGACGGUUCGGAUCCCGCCAGCGGACGCGUAGAGAUCUACCGUAAUGCAACCUGGGGGACAAUUUGCGACAUUGAUUGGGACAUGGAUGACGUCCAGGUUGUCUGUCGUCAGCUGGGAUUCUCCGGGGCUGUGGAAGCCAAGUCUGGGGCCCAUUUCGGCCAGGGGGAGGGGCCAAUCCACAUGGAGGGAGUGGCCUGUGAUGGGUCUGAGAGUCAACUGGCUGACUGCCCGUCUCAUUGCUGGCAGAAAUCGGCAUGUAGCCACGCCCAAGAUGCUGGCGCCAUCUGUCGUCAGGAUGAAUGUACGAGUCCUGACAGCGCUGCUUACGAUUGCACUAUUAAUAGUUGUCAUGGAAUGCUUAGAUCCUUCGAUCAGUCUCUGGGUCUGCCAGAAUCUUUCCAAACGGCUCACUUUUACGACUAUCAUCCGACGGACGGACACGGUCAGGUGGAAAUCAACCACGACGGGACCUGGGGAACAGUCUGUGACGUCAACUGGGACAUCCAGGAUGCCAGGGUCGUCUGUCGUCAGCUCGGCAACUUCUUAGAAGCAGUGGAGAUCAAGACGGGAUUGUUCUACGGAGAGAGACGAGAGCUGUGCUCCGCCCAUCCCUUAAGCGAAGGAGGUCCAUCAUUCAGCGAAUCCGAGAUAGCCAGACUGUUUACGAUUGGUACCAGGGUGGUACGUGGACCAGAUUGGACGUGGGGAGAUCAGGACGGGUCUCCACCCGGUGAAGGGCGGAUCAUUGCUGAACUAAAUGACAAUGGCUGGGUCCGGGUGGAGUGGGAUACAGGUAAUAGAGAAGCUUACCGAAUGGGGAAAAAUGGAAAGUACGAUCUAAAACUUGUAGAUGUUGUUGACCCUGCAUCUCUGGAUGGAUCGGUUCGGUUGGCGAAUGGCGAUGACGAACUCAGCGGUCAGGUGGAAAUCAAUUACGACGGGACCUGGGGAACAGUCUGUGACGUCAACUGGGACAUCCAGGAUGCCAUGGUCGUCUGUCGUCAGCUUGGCAACUUCUUAGAAGCAGUGGAGAUCAAGACGGGAUCGUUCUACAGAGAGAGCGAGCGACCGAUCGUGAUGAACCGUGUGGCGUGUCGAGGGACGGAGAGUCGGUUGGCUGACUGCCCGUUUGUCUGUACCAGCUCUCAUCCCUGUAAUACCUCACAAGUGGCCGGGGUGGUUUGUCGACCAAAACUCAAUACGGUUCGGUUGGUAAGCGAUGGUUCGAAUCCCGCCAGCGGACGCGUAGAGAUCUACCGUGAUGCGACCUGGGGGACAGUUUGCGACAACGACUGGGACACGGGUGACGUCCAGGUCGUCUGUCGUCAGCUGGGAUUCUCAGGGGCUGUGGAAGCCAAGUCCGGGGCUCAUUUCGGCCAGGGGGAGGGGCCAAUCCACAUGGAGGGAGUUUCCUGUGAUGGGUCUGAGAGUCAACUGGCUGACUGCCCGUCUCAUUGCUGGCAGAAACCGGCAUGUAGCCACGCCCAAGAUGCUGGCGCCAUCUGUCGUCAGGAUGAAUGUACGAGUCCUGACAGCGCUGCUUACGAUUGCACUAUUAAUAGUUGUCAUGGAAUGCUUAGAUCUUCGAUCGGUCUCUGGGUCUGCCAGAAUCCUUCCAAACGGCUCACUUUCACGACAGUCCGACGGACGAAGAAACUGUGCGCUUGUCAUCCCAUCGGUGAUGAACCUGAUGAUUUAUCUGAAGUGCUGAAGAUGGGAACGAGGGUGGUACGCGGACCAGACUGGAAAUGGGGAGAGCAAGACGGUAAUCCACCCAGUAAGGGUAGUGUCGAUUCUGAACUAAGUGCAGGCGGCUGGAUCAUCGUACAAUGGGACGCGGGGGUUAGAGCUCAUUACCGAAUGGGAGCAGAAGGGAAGUACGACCUGAAACUUGUUAACCCUGCAUCUCUGGAUGGAUCGGUUCGGUUGGUUGACGGGGAUGACGAACUCAGCGGUCGAGUGGAAAUCAGUCACGACGGGACCUGGGGAACAGUCUGUGACGUCAACUGGGACAUCCAGGAUGCCAUGGUCGUCUGUCGUCAGCUCGGCAACUUCUUAGAAGCAGUGGAGAUCAAGACGGGAUCGUUCUACGGAGAGAGCGAGCGACCAAUCUUGAUGAACCGUGUGGCGUGUCGAGGGACGGAGAGUCGGUUGGCUGACUGCCCGUUUGUCUGUACCAGCUCUCGUCCCUGUAAUACCUCACAAGUGGCCGGGGUGGUUUGCCGACCAAAACUCAAUACGGUUCGGUUGGUUGGCGAUGGUUCGAAUCCCGCCAGCGGACGAGUAGAGAUGACCUGGGGGACAGUCUGCGACAAUGACUGGGACACGAAUGACGUCCAGGUCGUCUGUCGUCAGCUGGGAUUCUCCGGGGCUGUAGAAGCCAAGUCUGGGGCUCAUUUCGGCCAGGGGGAGGGGACAAUCCACAUGGAGGGAGUGUUCUGUGAUGGGUCUGAGAGUCAACUGGCUGACUGCCCGUCUCAUUGCUGGGAGAAACCGGCAUGUAGCCACGCCCAAGAUGCUGGCGCCAUCUGUCGUCGGGAUGAAUUCAUUCAGAGCCAUGCGCAGCAUCCUGGUGUAGACGCCAUCAAGCGACUUCUCCUGCUUUACAGUGAGGAUCCACGAUUUAGCACCGGUUACGGUUACGAACUGUGCUCAGCCCAUCCCAUAAGCGAAGAAGGUCUACCAAUCAACGGACCAGAGAUAACCCAGGUGUUGAAACUUGGAACCAGGGUGGUACGCGGACCCGAUUGGAUCUUUGGAAAUCAGGACGGUAAUCCGCCUGGUGAGGGCAGUAUCGACGGCCCAUACAGUAUUCCGGGCUGGUUCUGGGUACAAUGGGACGCGGGGACCAAAGGUGUUUACCGCAUGGGAGCAGGAGGAAAAUACGAUCUGAAACUUGUUGAGGAUGCAACCAUUCGUUUGGUGGACGGGGAUGACGAACUCAGCGGUCAGGUGGAAAUCAAUCACGACGGGACCUGGGGGACAGUCUGUGACGUCAACUGGGACAUCCAGGAUGCCAUGGUCGUCUGUCGCCAGCUCGGCAACUUCUUAGAAGCAGUGGAGAUCAAGACGGGAUCGUUCUACGGAGAGAGCGAGCGACCGAUCGUGAUGAACCGUGUGGCGUGUCGAGGGACGGAGAGUCGGUUGGCUGACUGCCCGUUCGUCUGUACCAGCUCUCGUCCCUGUAAUACCUCACAAGUGGCCGGGGUGGUUUGCCGACCAAAACUCAAACUGUGCUCAGCCCAUCCCAUAAGCGAAGAAGGUCCUCCAAUCAGCGAAUCCGAGAUAACCAGCCUGCUUACGAUUGGUACCAGAGUGGUACGUGGACCAGAUUGGAUCUUUGGAGAUCAGGACGGUAAUCCGCCUGGUGAGGGCAGUAUCGACGGCCCGUACAGUAUUCCGGGCUGGUUCUGGGUCAAAUGGGACGCAGGGACCAAAGAUGCUUACCGCAUGGGAGCAGGAAAGUACGAUCUGAAACUUGUUGAGGAUGCACCUAUUCGUUUGGUUGACGGGGAUGACGAACUCAGCGGUCGAGUGGAAAUCAUUCACGGCUGGACCUGGGGGACAGUCUGUGACGUCAACUGGGACAUCCAGGAUGCCAUGGUCGUGUGUCGUCAGCUCGGAAUUUUCUUAGAAGCAGUGGAGAUCAAGACGGGAUCGUUCUACGGAGAGAGCGAGCGACAGAUCGUGAUGAACCGUGUGGCGUGUCGAGGGACGGAGAGUCGGUUGGCUGACUGCCCGUUUGUCUGUACCAGCUCUCGUCCCUGUGAUACCUCACAAGUGGCCGGGGUGGUUUGCCGACCAAAACUCAAUACGGUUCGGUUGGUUGGCGAUGGUUCGAAUUCCGCCAGCGGACGCGUAGAGAUCUACCGUGAUGCGACCUGGGGGACAGUUUGCGACAUUGAUUGGGACAUGGAUGACGUCCAGGUUGUCUGUCGUCAGCUGGGAUUCUCCGGGGCUGUGGAAGCCAAGUCCGGGGCUCACUUCGGCCAGGGGGAGGGGCCAAUCCACAUGGAGGGUGUGGCCUGUGAUGGGUCUGAGAGUCAACUGGCUGACUGCCCGUCUCAUUGCUGGGAGAAAUCGGCAUGUAGCCACGCCCAAGAUGCUGGCGCCAUCUGUCGUCAGGAUGAAUAUUCUGAAUUGAGCGUUGGCCAUCCAAUCAGUGGUGAACCUGAUGAUUUAUCCGAAGUGCUGAAGAUGGGAACGAGGGUGGUACGCGGACCAGACUGGCGAUGGGGAGAUCAGGACGGUAAUCCGCCUGGUGAGGGUAGUAUGGACAGUGAACUAAGAGGCGGCUGGACUUAUGUACAAUGGGACACGGGGCACAGAAACCAUUACAAAAUGGGAGCAGACGGGCAGUACGGCGUGAAACUUGGUGAGGAUGCGCGUAUUCGUUUGGUGGACGGGGAUGACGAACUCAGCGGUCAGGUGGAAAUCAACCACGACGGGACCUGGGGGACAGUCUGUGACGUCAACUGGGACAUCCAGGAUGCCAUGGUCGUCUGUCGUCAGCUCGGCAACUUCUUAGAAGCAGUGGAGAUCAAGACGGGAUUGUUCUACGGAGAGAGCGAAGAAGGUCAACCAAUGAGCGCAUCCGAGAUGGCCAGUAUUUUGAAAAUUGGUACACGGGUGGUACGUGGACCAGAUUGGGCCUAUGCAGAUCAGGAUGGUAACCCACCUGGUGAGGGUAGUAUCGAUGGCCCACACGAUACUGUUUCCGGCUGGUUUUAUGUAAGAUGGGACGCGGGGAACAGAAACAGUUAUCGAAUGGGAUUAGACGGCAAGUACGACCUGAAGCUUGUUGACGCUGCGUCUCUGGAUGGAUCUAUUCGGUUGGCGAAUGGCGAUGACGAACUUAGCGGUCAGGUGGAAAUCAAUCACGACGGGACCUGGGGAACAGUCUGUGACGUCAACUGGGACAUCCAGGAUGCCAUGGUCGUCUGUCGUCAGCUCGGCAACUUCUUAGAAGCAAUGGAGAUCAAGACGGGAUCGUUCUACGGAGAGAGCGAGCGACCGAUCGUGAUGAACCUUGUGGCGUGUCGAGGGACGGAGAGUCGGUUGGCUGACUGCCCGUUUGUCUGUACCAGCUCUCGUCCCUGUAAUACCUCACAAGUGGCCGGGGUAGUUUGCCGACCUAAACUCAAUACGGUUCGGUUGGUUGGCGAUGGUUCGAACGCCGACAGCGGACGAGUAGAGAUCUACCGUGAUGCGACCUGGGGGACAGUUUGCGACAACGAAUGGGACGCGGAUGACGUCCAGGUCGUCUGUCGUCAGCUGGGAUUCUCCGUGGCUGUGGAAGCCAAGUCCGGGGCUCAUUUCGGCCAGGGGGAGGGGCCAAUUCACAUGGAGGGAGUGUUCUGUGAUGGGUCUGAGAGUCAACUGGCUGACUGCCCGUCUCAUUGCUGGGAGAAACCGGCAUGUAGCCACGCCCAAGAUGCUGGCGCCAUCUGUCGUCGGGAUGAAUUCAUUCAGAGCCAUGCGCAGCAUCCUGGUGUAGACGCCAUCAAGCGACUUCUCCUGCUUUACAGUGAGGAUCCACGAUUUAGCACCGGUUACGGUUACGAACUGUGCUCAGCCCAUCCCAUAAGCGAAGAAGGUCUACCAAUCAACGGACCAGAGAUAACCCGGGUGUUGAAACUUGGAACAAGGGUGGUACGCGGACCCGAUUGGAUCUUUGGAAAUCAGGACGGUAAUCCGCCUGGUGAGGGCAGUAUCGACGGCCCAUACAGUAUUCCGGGCUGGUUCUGGGUACAAUGGGACGCGGGGACCAAAGCUGCUUACCGCAUGGGAGCAGGAGGAAAAUACGAUCUGAAACUUGUUGAGGAUGCAACCAUUCGUUUGGUGGACGGGGAUGACGAACUCAGCGGUCAGGUGGAAAUCAAUCACGAUGGGACCUGGGGGACAGUCUGUGACGUCAACUGGGACAUCCAGGAUGCCAUGGUCGUCUGUCGCCAGCUCGGCAACUUCUUAGAAGCAGUGGAGAUCAAGACGGGAUCGUUCUACGGAGAGAGUGAGCGACCGAUCGUGAUGAACCGUGUGGCGUGUCGAGGGACGGAGAGUCAGUUGGCUGACUGUCCGUUUGUCUGUACCAGCUCCCAUCCCUGUAAUACCUCACGAGUGGCCGGGGUGGUCUGCCGACCAAAACUCAAUACGGUUCGAUUGGUUGGUGAUGGUUCGAAUCCCGCCAGCGGACGAGUAGAGAUCUACCGUGAUGCGACCUGGGGGACAGUCUGCGACAAUGACUGGGACACGGAUGACGUCCAGGUCGUCUGUCGUCAGCUGGGAUUCUCCGGGGCUGUGGAAGCCAAGUCUGGGGCUCAUUUCGGCCAGGGGGAGGGGCCAAUCCACAUGGAGGGUGUGGCCUGUGAUGGGUCUGAGAGUCAACUGGCUGACUGCCCGUCUCAUUGCUGGGAGAAACCGGCAUGUAGCCACGCCCAAGAUGCUGGCGCCAUCUGUCGUCGGGAUGAAUAAGCCGUGAAAGUUACUC